CGACUCCGCCCCCGGAGACGGCUCGCGGCGAGAAACGACACCGGGAGGGGAGGGGGGGGCAAAAAACUAACGGAAAUAGAUGUAGAGUGAGGAAACACGGCGGUUACAGCGGGAGGCGCCGCCGCGGCCCCCGUGCGUGUCCCAACGCCCCCUGCGCAGAUGGGAUGGUCCACUUCCCUCCUCCCCGCCGUCAGAUGGUCGGGCCCGGGCGCACCCGCUGCUGUGGCCCCCCCGGCGCCGCCCCCGCCAUGAACUGCCGCGCCGAGGUGCUGGAGGUGUCGGUGGAGGGGCGGCAGGUGGAGGAGGCCAUGCUGGCCGUGCUCCACACCGUCCUGCUGCACCGCAGCACCGGCAAGUUCCACUACAAGAAGGAGGGCACCUACUCCAUCGGCACCGUGGGCACCCAGGACGUGGACUGCGACUUCAUCGACUUCGCCUACGUGCGAGUCUCCUCCGAGGAGCUGGACCGGGCCCUGCGCAAGGCCGUGGGGGAGUUCAAGGACGCUCUGCGCGGCUCCGGCAGCGACGGGAUGGGGCAGAUCUCCCUGGAGUUCUACCAGAAGAAGAAGUCGCGGUGGCCCUUCUCGGAUGAGUGCAUCCCCUGGGAGCUCUGGACCAUCAAGGUGAACGUGGUGAACCUGGCCAACGAGCAGGAGCGGCAGAUCUGCCGCGAGAAGGUGGGCGAGAAGCUCUGCGAGAAGAUCAUCAACAUCGUGGAGGUGAUGAACCGCCACGAGUACCUGCCCAAGAUGCCCACCCAGUCCGAGGUGGACAACGUCUUCGACACCAGCCUGAAGGACGUGCAGCCCUACCUGUACAAGAUCUCCUACCAGAUCACGGACUCCCUGGGCACCUCGGUCACCACCACCAUGCGCCGGCUCAUCAAGGACACGCUGGCGCUGUAGGGCUGGGGUCACCCCGGCAGGGUCACCCCGGCUGGUGGCACCUCCUGGGGACAAGAGGCUCUGCUUGGAUCCCCUUCUCCACCUCCAGAAAGCCUCUGGAAGGAGCUGGGCUCGGCCUGGCCUGUAAUUGGGGGUUGCUGCUCCUUGGUCUUGUCCGUCCUGGAGAACCGGCUCGGCAGCUCUGGCCUGGCUGAUGACGGGGGUGAGUCCUCGGGGCACGUGUGGCACCGGCUUGGCGUGGCACUGGGGCCUGGCACGGGGGUGCUGGGGCCUGGCACGGGGGUGCUGGGGCCUGGCACAGGGUGUUGAGGGGCGGAGUGACACCUGAACCCCCCCCCGAAGCACAUUUGGUGUCACAGCCAGUGUCCCUUGUCACCAACUGUCCCCCCCCCCGGUGUCACCCUGUUCCCUGGGAACUGGAACUGCCCCAAAAAUAAAGUGUUCCUGCUUUCA
Messenger RNA from Pseudopipra pipra, 1358 nucleotides. It is a transcript of the gene ATG101, whose product is annotated as autophagy related 101. NCBI's taxonomy places the organism in Eukaryota, Metazoa, Chordata, Aves, Passeriformes, Pipridae. Bases 165 to 905 code for a protein of 246 amino acids. The transcript has 3 exons. Gene Ontology annotation, biological process: autophagy; autophagosome assembly. The record is from RefSeq and is a predicted model, not a curated record. Gene Ontology annotation, cellular component: phagophore assembly site.